Messenger RNA from Magnolia sinica, 915 nucleotides. Its product is annotated as WUSCHEL-related homeobox 5-like. The record is from RefSeq and is a predicted model, not a curated record. The coding region runs from base 87 to 560 and encodes 157 amino acids. The transcript has 2 exons. Gene Ontology annotation, molecular function: DNA-binding transcription factor activity; DNA binding. Gene Ontology annotation, biological process: plant organ development. NCBI's taxonomy places the organism in Eukaryota, Viridiplantae, Streptophyta, Magnoliopsida, Magnoliales, Magnoliaceae.
UCAGAAAGGAGAAAAACAGAAGAUCCGAUCAUAAAAACAGAGAGAGAGAGAGAGAGAGAGAGAGAGAGAGAGAGAGAGGCGUAGAAAUGGACGAAGGAAUGUCAGGUGUGUGCAUCAAAGGUGGGAAAUGCGGUGGUGGUGGGGGCCGCUGGAAUCCAACGGCAGAACAGGUUAAAAUUCUGACGGAUCUAUUCAGAUCCGGCCUUCGAACUCCCACGACGGAUCAGAUUCAGUGCAUCUCGACUCACCUCAGCACUUACGGCCAGAUCGAGAGCAAGAACGUCUUCUACUGGUUCCAGAACCACAAAGCUAGAGACCGUCAGAAGCGCCGCAGGAUCUCAGCCGUCCAAACGCAAGAUCAUCUCUCUACUAAACAUUGUACGGAUGCGCGCGCGGAGAGAGGGAUUGAGACGCUGCAGCUGUUUCCAUUGCGGUCGUACGAGGGGUCGGAUGGAGGGGAUAAGGUGAGAUUGGUGAGGAACGAACGGAUGGAGAUAGCGUUGUUGGCUGAUGUUGGGAAGGAUUAUCCACCGUUGGAUCUGCGGCUGAGUUAUUUGUGAGCGGUUACGAUUCCAAUCUGAGUAGUAGUUAGAUUAAAGGGUGAGAUUUGGAGAGACUGUAGGAUGCUGUUUUGGUGGUCAGUAGUGUUCACAGAAUGAAAGAAAUUCCAAUACGAUUUUUUUUUUGAGCUCUAGUUUGAUUUCUGACAAGCAGGCCCGAGGAUCACGUAAUCCAUACCAUUGGUUCUGUUGCCCCUACAGUUGAUGGACGAUGUCCCAAAACACUCCUGGAUUGGAAGAUCUGAACCAUCCAUGUUGGGAAUUUUUUUUCUUUAAGUUGAAUGUCGACUGCUGCUGUACUUCUCUUCAUAACCGUUGAAAUAUAUAUGCCACAAAACGAACUGUUAGGAUUGUA